Messenger RNA from Mus pahari (shrew mouse), 1397 nucleotides. RefSeq names its product coiled-coil domain containing 69 (gene Ccdc69). The transcript has 7 exons. NCBI's taxonomy places the organism in Eukaryota, Metazoa, Chordata, Mammalia, Rodentia, Muridae. The record is from RefSeq and is a predicted model, not a curated record. Gene Ontology annotation, molecular function: microtubule binding. Bases 66 to 674 code for a protein of 202 amino acids. Gene Ontology annotation, cellular component: nucleus; cytoplasm.
CGCAGCCGGCGCGGCUACAGCUCCGGGCGGUUGAGAGUCACAGCCGGCGGGACGCGCGAAGCAGGAUGGGCUGCAGGCAAAGUCGGCACAGCCGCGGCAAACGCGCAGAGAAGGUGGAAGAGACACAGACAGAACUCCUGGAGACACUGGACAAAGAAGGAAGGAUCCUGGAAGAAAGGCAUGAGGAGGCUGGGCAAGUCCUGCAGACAUCGAAUGCACAGGAGAAAGUCUCUCUUAGUGACUGCGUCCAAGAGGCCAAAACCUCAUUGCAGAACACCUGUGCAAGUCAUGUCUCACCACAGGAGGCCAUGCAAGCCAAGAUGAACAAGGUGGAUGGGUCCAUCCUUAGCCGACUCUAUAGAAACCACAUCCAGGAUUAUGGGAGCCCUGGCCCAUUCUGGGAGCAAGAGCUGGAGAGUUUGCACCAUGUUAUUGAGAUGAAAAAUGAACGAAUUCAUGAGCUCGAGAAGCAGCUGAUCCUCCUGGAGAUGCUGAAAGAAAAAAAUCUGAUCUUAGCACUGAAAAAUACCACCCUGCGGCAGGAGGUUGAGGACCUACAAUUCCAAGCUGGGAACAGGUUGGCCAUGUCAAGGCAGCUCCGGAAAGACCUACUUCAGGACCUUGAAAAGGAGUCACAGAACGGCCACUGCUGCAGCAGACGGAGGAGCCACUGAACCAUCUGAGUCCUUGAGGCCAGCACCUCCUCCAUCUUACCUUGCCUUCUGCUACACCUCAAAGGCCUCUGCCCUCUGUGUUAAGGUACAGGCCCACCGUGGUUACCAGACUCACCACCCCCUCCAAAGACUCUGUGGAGAAGAGAGCAAGAGCCACUCCAUUCUUCUCCCAGGAUGUAGGGAAGGAGGGACACUUCUACAAAGCUGAUGCGGAAGUUUGGACCACCGAGAACACCCCAAGAAGUGCCUUUCCUUAGUCGGCAGCAGGGAACAAGCAGGUAGUUCUCUCCUUCCCUUUGCUGUUCUCGUGAGGGCAUUCACGACUUCUCCCGUGGCAGCUGGAGCCAUUUGCACCUCCUGACAAAGAGGCGACAACCCCAAUCCCAGAUCAUCAGUUUUGCUGACAAUUUACCAACCUCUCAAGUUCUUAGUGCCACGCCCAUAACUGACUCAGAGGAAAACUGUAAGAGACACAAUCCAAAAAACAGGAACACAGCGUUGUUUUUACUGAGUAGGGCACCCUAACCUUGAACUCAAAGUCACUCCACCUCAGCCUCCCAAGUGCUGGGAACAUGGGCAUGUGCCACCACAUCCAGCCGGAUAAAGGGUUGAAUUUGCUGUAGAGCUAAAGCACUGUUAGUAUUUUUAAGCAUAUUGAUCUAAGGUCUUAAUGUGAAAAUUAAAUUUUUUGUAUUAAAAUAAAACUCUAUUUUCAUGUUUUUA